Penicillium samsonianum is the source of this 1323-nucleotide messenger RNA. RefSeq names its product tryptophan dimethylallyltransferase fgaPT2 (gene dmaW). The coding region runs from base 1 to 1323 and encodes 440 amino acids. The record is from RefSeq and is a predicted model, not a curated record. Gene Ontology annotation, biological process: alkaloid metabolic process. NCBI's taxonomy places the organism in Eukaryota, Fungi, Ascomycota, Eurotiomycetes, Eurotiales, Aspergillaceae. The transcript is spliced from 3 exons. Gene Ontology annotation, molecular function: transferase activity, transferring alkyl or aryl (other than methyl) groups.
AUGGAGCCAUCUCUCGAUUCCGAAUCUUCCCAAACGGUAAACGCCUCGCAUGCCGAGGUCUACCAAACCCUCAGCACCAUUUUCGACUUUAAGAAUGAGGAUGAGAGACUGUGGUGGCACAGCACAGCGCCUAUGUUUGCUCAGAUGCUGCAGUUAUCGAACCGUUACGAUCCCCAUUCCCAGUACAAAUUCCUUGGCCUCUAUAAGAAAUUCGUCAUUCCAUACUUACGAGACUAUCCUAUACGCGGUCGGUCGCGUUGGAUGAGUAUCCUGACACGAUAUGGGACACCCUUUGAAUUGAGUCUCAAUUGCUCGGACUCCGUUGUGAGAUUUACCUAUGAGCCCAUCAACAGCCUUACGGGUACCGAACAUGAUCCAUUCAACACUCACGCUAUCUGGGAUGCCCUGCACCAGCUGCUGCCUCUUCAGAGAAAUAUCAACCUUGAAUGGUUCCGCCAUUUCAAAAGGGAUCUGACCCUCAGCACAGCAGAGUCAGCUUUGCUGGAAGUUGGGAUGAUUGGAAAUCAGAUCAGGACACAAAACAAGUUGGCUCUGGACCUCCAGCCUGAUGGGGGCUUCGUGCUGAAGACAUACAUCUAUCCGGCCCUGAAGUCCCUCGUCACAGGCAAGUCUAUCCAUGAUCUCAUAUUUGAGUCCACAUACGAGCUAUCGAAGGCGUGUCCUGGAAUAUCCGCCCCAUUAUCCACAUUGGAGGAAUAUAUCCGCUCACGUGGGCCCAACAGCACGGCCUCGCCCCGUCUCAUAUCCUGCGAUCUAGUGGACUCCUCACAGUCCCGCAUCAAGAUAUACUUACUGGAACAGAUGGUCUCAUUACCUGCCGUGGAAGACCUAUGGACCCUGGGAGGACGACGCAGAGAUUCUUCCACGCUCGCGGGGCUCGAGCUUCUGCGUGAACUCUGGGGCCUCAUCAACCUUCCCACAGGUCUGCGCGACUACCCCACUGGAUACCUGCCCUUAGGCGCGGAAAUUGACGAGCAGCUGCCAUUGAUGGUAAAUUUUACCCUACACCAAAAUGACCCGAUUCCUGAGCCACAGGUGUAUUUGACUACCUUUGGAAUGAACGAUAAAGCCGUGGCAAAUUCAUUAAUCAGCUUCUUCGCACGGCAUGGCUGGGACGAGAUGGCUCGAUCGUACGCAGAGCAGAUCCGCUCAUACUACCCGAAUGCCGACCACAGCACAGUCAAUAAUAUCCACGCCUAUAUCUCGUUCUCUUACCGGAAAGGGAGGCCUUAUUUGAGUGUCUAUCUGCAGUCGUUUGAGACGGGGGAAUGGUCUGCCUUUAGCAAAUUUCACUCAAAAUGA